CCAGUUUAUAUCUUAGAAUCGUGUUGCUGGGUUGAUUUGAUGAAGAAAGCAUCUGAUUUCAUGUAUUGUUCUUGGCAGCAUUCUGCAUACCUCUUGGCUACUCAGUUCACCACACUGAUGAAGCAUGAAGGGUACUACCUAGCUAGUUAUCAUGUAGGGCCGAUUUCUCCCAAGGCUGACGGGGGCUUCAGCAUUCAGUGGCAUAGUGCUAGUAUUAGUGCCACUCCAUCAGCUCGACCAAUCGCCCAACCUUCCUCAACUCUGACCCCAAGGUUAUCACCUUCCGGACUCAGUCCCAUAUCCAUGCAACGCCAUUCACAGAACAUUUUCUCUGGAGGCCAAUUUCUCCCACCUGAAAUCAUACAGUUAGCUGCACAACUCCCGGACACUUGUAUACCCAAGCAAGCUCUCAGCAUUGCUACACAAGAAAAUUGCAUGAUGCCGCAAGUCCGGCAGAUUCUGAAUAAUUGUGCCUAUUCAAUGUAUCAGACGCUGCAAAUACAACAACAACAACAACAACGAAAUCAAUUCAUGCAGGGGGGAUCAGGAGGUGGAGGAGUAAGUGCAAGUGGUUUAGGUAUGAUUGAACGGGGUGGAGUCCAGGGACUUGGAAAUUCUCGUCUUGGUUUGUUGGGUAAUGGCAUGGGCUUGAGGUCCUCUACUCCUCCUACGGAAUUGGGAGGACGGAUGCCUUGGGUUGGCAAUGUAGGCCUGUUUAACAAUCUUGGCAGUGAAGUAUCUAGUUUAAAUGACAGCAAGCUACCUCUUGGCCCGGUUUCUGAUCUUCUGAGGGCCACAGAAGGCCAAGGGAAAGCCUUGAUGAAUGGGGUUUCGGUGGACAUAACAAAUUCUCGAGGCGUGACUACUAAAUUAAGCAACCAGCAGCUGCUACAAUUGCAGAUGCAUCCACUGGAAAUGAGAUCACUGUUUGAACAGAGGAUACAACCGGAAAUUAGAUCACUGGUUGAGCAAAAGAUACCGCCACAGAUGCAUCCACCAGAACUGGAAUCAUCAGUCCAGCAGCAGAUACAACCGCAGAUGUAUCAACCGGGACUGGGAUCACCAGUUGGGCAGCAGCUACAACCGCAGAUGCAUCAACAGGAAGUGGGAUCACCAGUCCAGCAGCAGAUGCAACCGGAAAUGAGAUCACCAGUCCAGCUGCCACAACAGAAUACGGAGCAGCAGCAGGAAAUGACAUCAUUGCUCCAGCAUUCAGAUACAGCAGCCAUCGUAGUACAGCAUGCAGGUUCACCUCAUUGUCAAGUUACCCGUCAUCAACAAUUUGAUCAAAGCCAACAACUUAUCCCAGAGCCAGCAGCGCAACAGGCGAAUGGUAAAGAGUCAUCAAAGUGUUGAUAAGAAUUGCUUAUAGUUUGUUUUAGUUGUUUUGUAAAUUGUUAGUUUGGUUAAGGGCAUAAGUGUAAUCUGUUAGAAUGCCCACAAUAUAUAUAUCAAACUUUGUGUAAUUAUCUGAUUGUAUUGAAUGAAAGAAAGAUAUUCAGUUUCUAUAUGGUAUCACGAC
Molecule: messenger RNA, 1522 nt
Organism: Malus domestica (apple)
Lineage: Eukaryota; Viridiplantae; Streptophyta; Magnoliopsida; Rosales; Rosaceae
Product: protein PHYTOCHROME-DEPENDENT LATE-FLOWERING-like
Biological process (GO): regulation of transcription by RNA polymerase II
Cellular component (GO): SAGA complex
Molecular function (GO): transcription coregulator activity
Source: RefSeq, a predicted model, not a curated record